Molecule: messenger RNA, 1260 nt
Organism: Henningerozyma blattae CBS 6284
Lineage: Eukaryota; Fungi; Ascomycota; Saccharomycetes; Saccharomycetales; Saccharomycetaceae
Gene: HSP42
Product: heat shock protein HSP42
Exons: 1
Coding region: 1-1260 (419 amino acids)
Source: RefSeq, a predicted model, not a curated record
AUGAAUUUUGGUAACGAAUAUUCUCUUUACGAUUUAUUAAACAAUUUCUCAAGCCAACAAAACGCAAGAGGUCCAAGAGACAGCCCAAGAGGUAGUCCUUUCGGUGGACCACCAGGACCUCAUAUGCAUCCUCAUGGUGGCCCUCAUCAUGGUGGCCCUCAUCAUGGCGGUCCUAAUUUCGGAGGCCCUAACUUUGGUGGUCCUCGUGGAUUUCCUCCAAAUAGAGGCGGCCCAAUGAGAGGUGAGUUCCCCUUUGGUAGAGGCAAUUUUGGUCACCCAAUGUUCUCUAGAUUUGCAUCUCCCCCACCAUUCAGCCCAUUUAUGGAUCCAGAUGCUUAUUAUUACAGACCAGCUUACUAUUAUGUGGAUGAUGAUGACGAUGAGGAGGACGAUACAGAAUAUUCUAAGAUGGACCAAGAUGAUGAAGAAUCAAAACCAGAUGAAGGCGCUGAUAUCCGUUCCUAUUACCAUACUCGUCCAAGUAGAGCAGCACCAUCACAAGAUACUGCUGGUGAACCUCAAUUAGCCGAUUUCUUAAAUGCCUUUUUCGGUAAUCGCCAACCAAUAGAAGCUGAAACAAAGGAUGAAGUUAAUCCAAUUCUUGGCCCUGAAGAAGCUUCAAAAGAGGCUGAGCCAUCAAAGGAAGAACCAAAGGAGGAACUGAAGAAUCUUCCUGCUGAAGAAUCUUCUUUAGAUAAAGAAAAACCAGAGGAUGAAACUAAAAAGCAAGAUUCCGCUUCUAAGCCAAGGCCAUUAAUGAAGAAGAAAAGCUCUUCAUUCCUACAUAAACCUGCUCAUGGCCAUGCUGUAGACCCUCUUCAAGUCUCAAGACCAGAGCAUCGUAUGGACUUGCCAUUCUCUCCUGAAAUCAAUGUUUAUAAUUGUGAAAAUUCAUAUACUGUAGUAAUGGGUUUACCAGGUGCAAGUUCAAAAUCUUUCAAAGUAGAUUUCCAUCCAACCUCUCACGAAUUGCUAAUUAAGGGUAAUAUUGAAGAUAAAGUUAAUAUCGAUGAAGAAUUUUUAAAGAUUGCAGAAUUGAAAUACGGUGCAUUUGAAAGAUCUAUCAAGUUCCCAUUAUUACCUCAUAUUGAUGAUACGAAAAUCAAAGCUUCUUAUUCCAAUGGGUUGUUGCAGAUUAAAGUUCCCAAGAUUUUGGAUAGUGCUGAAAAACCAAUUCCAAAGAAAAGAAUCGUUAUUGAAGAGGUUCCUGAUGAAGAAUUAGAAUUUGAAAAAAAUCCAAAUCCAGAAAUUAAAAUUUAA